CUUUGUUUUUCUACGUUCCUUUUACUGGCUUGCUAGCACCGUUGUGCUCACUCUCCUUUCCCUCCCAAAAUCGACCCUACCACCACCUCCGCCGGCAACCGCUGUGUCUUCCGGCUCGACGCCGUCUUCUGCCAACCCUCCUCCCUCUUCAACUUCCCACACCUCCGGUGACUGCGAUGGUCGGGUCCACGGUUGCGUUAAACCCUACCAAAACCCUCCACAGCAGAAUCUCAAACAGCAACCGCAUUUCCCCACCACCGGCGUUCCCAACCAGAAUCGCUUUCAACCCUAACAAGUUCCGCCGCCCAGCAAUCCGCGCUUCCGUGAUGCGAAGAGAAGAUCAGCAGCAACAACCGUCCUUGGCGGAAGCUCUCCUCAGCGGCACUCGCAAACAGGAGGUUCUCGACGCCAUUAGAGCUACCUCCGGCUCUAACUGCCUCUCUGAAACUAAUCUCCAUUUGACUGUUCCUGGUCUCAAAUCCAAAACCCGUGGCAAAGUUCGGGAUAUUUAUGAUAGCGGCGACUACCUUGUUUUAGUGACCACGGAUCGCCAGAGUGCCUUUGAUAGGGUUCUUGCUUCCAUUCCUUUCAAGGGCCAGGUUCUUAACCAGACCAGUUUGUGGUGGUUUGAAAGGACUAGGCACAUAGUUUCUAAUGCAGUUGUAUCAGCUCCAGAUAAAAAUGUCACUAUAGCAAAGAAAUGUUCAGUUUUCCCAGUUGAGUUUGUUGCUAGAGGGUUUGUCACUGGAAGUACUGAUACAUCUUUAUGGACAGUCUACGAUAAAGGCAUUCGUAACUAUUGUGGAAAUGUCCUCCCCGAUGGAAUGGUUAAAAAUCAGAAGUUGCCUAAAAUUAUACUCACUCCAACUACCAAGGCUGCAGAUCAUGAUGAACCUGUCACUCCAGAUGAGAUUAUAGAAAGGGGACUGAUGACUGAAGCUGAUUAUGCAGAAGCAAGUGAAAAAGCAUUAAGCUUGUUUGAGUAUGGGCAGAAAGUGGCUUUGGAACAUGGCCUCAUAUUGGUAGACACUAAGUAUGAAUUUGGCAAGGCAGAGGAUGGUUCAAUUCUGUUGAUUGAUGAGGUCCAUACUCCUGAUUCAAGUAGAUAUUGGAUUGCUAGUUCCUACUUGGAGCGCUUUCAAAAUGGUCUUGAGCCUGAAAAUGUUGAUAAGGAGUUCUUGAGGCUGUGGUUCAAAAGUCACUGCAACCCCUAUGAAGAUGAGGUCCUUCCUGAUGCUCCUGAAGAUCUUGUUGUAGAGUUGGCUUGGCGAUAUAUUUUCUUGUAUGAGACUAUCACAAAAUCCAAGUUUGAGGUGCUAUUGACUGAGGAGCCAAUUCAUGAGCGAAUUUCACGAAAUGUUGCUUAUGCACUGUCGUCCUUAAAGUAACCCUGGAAUUUUAGGGGCCAUCUUAGCUCUGCAGUUUAAUGAUCUAAUCUGAUACUAAAAAAUACAUUAAAAACUUAAAUUAACGGAGAACUACAAGGAUGUUUUUAUUUCUCUAAAUAAACAGAAAGACAGAACAAGCUUUCAUGCUCUACCAAAUAAAGCUUGUUUCUUGAUUGUCAUGAAAAUUGCUUUGAGAAAUUUGACAACUUGUGACUUUUUCUCUUUCUUUUUACCCCCAAGAACACAGAGCUGUUUUUGAAAGCAGAACCAAAUGAGUCCUUUGGCUUGUAUUUUUGUUAUUGUGACAGUACUUUUGGGUUUAUCAGCCAUCCGGCCAGAAAGAAGACAGGGAGCCAUAUAGGAAAAGUUGCUUGUACAUUUUUUAUUAGUUUCUUAUGUGUCAAAACACUUUGUAGUAAUUUCAGUUAUUCUCGGUUACAACUUUAAAUUAUGAUGAUUAAAUUUUAAACUUUGACGGUAGCUUGAGAAAUUACUGAUGUAGAAUACCAUUGGAUGCCAAGUAGCAUCAGAGAGAUGUCAAUGAUGGUGCACCAAAUAGACUUGAAUGUUCUCAUCAUUUUAUAUUACCACAGCCUUUCUCUAUUGCAGCAA
This is a messenger RNA of Lotus japonicus, 2000 nucleotides long. Its product is annotated as phosphoribosylaminoimidazole-succinocarboxamide synthase, chloroplastic-like. The transcript has 12 exons. NCBI's taxonomy places the organism in Eukaryota, Viridiplantae, Streptophyta, Magnoliopsida, Fabales, Fabaceae. Gene Ontology annotation, molecular function: phosphoribosylaminoimidazolesuccinocarboxamide synthase activity. Bases 177 to 1388 code for a protein of 403 amino acids. The record is from RefSeq and is a predicted model, not a curated record. Gene Ontology annotation, biological process: 'de novo' IMP biosynthetic process. Gene Ontology annotation, cellular component: chloroplast stroma; cytoplasm.